Molecule: messenger RNA, 1958 nt
Organism: Tripterygium wilfordii
Lineage: Eukaryota; Viridiplantae; Streptophyta; Magnoliopsida; Celastrales; Celastraceae
Exons: 2
Coding region: 668-1267 (199 amino acids)
Source: RefSeq, a predicted model, not a curated record
UAUAUAUAUAUGCUUUCGAAAAUCAGAAUAUACAUGUUUAUAUAGGACAGGUGAUGCAGUGAAAUAUAUAACCACACACAAAUGUAGCUAUAAAGAUAUCUAUAUAUAUUUCGUAUAUGAUGCUAUAUUAUAAGCACAUUUAUGUAAACACAUUUAAUAUACAUAUCACCAUAUAUAUACUGAUCAAUCUGAGACUAUAGAUAUAAAGCAACAAGCUUGUAUAUAGGUAAUUAGGUAUAAAAAAUAAAUAUAUGUACUUCGAUACACUUGCAUCACACCCCCACACCAUCCUAUAUUACACUUGCUGUGGUGGAUAGGUUAGAGAAUAAGGUCUCAGGUUGGAAAAAGCAAUCUCUCUCUAAGGCCAGCAGGUUUACUUUAAUCAAGAGUGCUCUCUCGAAUCUUCCGUUGUACUUUAUGUCCUUGUUCCCCAUUCCUUUUUCUAUUGCCGUGAAGCUUGAGUCGAUUCAGUGAAAUUUCUUGUGGGGUGAUAGUGAGACUGGGAAGAAAUUUCGUCUUGUGAAUUGGGAGUCCAUGAAGCUUCCCAAGGAUAAAGGUGGCUUAGGCAUCAUCUCUCUUAGCUUGUUUAAUAAAGCUCUUGGGAAAUGGCACUGGAGGUUUGCUACAGAUAAAGACCAGCUAUGGAGGAAAGUAGUGGUUGCGAGAUAUGCUAUGGUUAGGAAUGGGUGGACUACUAAUUCAACCUCAGAAGCCCAUGGUUGCAGUCUAUGGAUUCAUAUUCGGAAAGGUUGGUCUUCCUGGCAAGAUCUCGUUUCGUUUAAGGCUAGGAGUGGCACUGGAAUUAGAUUCUGGCAUGAUAAGUGGAUUAAUAAUAUUCCCCUUAAGGGAGGCUCAAGACUGGGAGUUGGAUCUCUUCAUGACCUUUUGGAAGACUCUCUAUGAUCAUUUGCCUAGUCGCUCUCAGGAGGAUGUUAAGAUGAGCUGGUCACUGUCCUCUGACUCUAUCUUCUUGGUCAAAUCUUUCUACUUGCAUCUUCUGAUGGCUAAUCGAAAGGUAGAGUCUCCGAGUCUGAAAUGGGAUAGUGUGUGGCUUACCCCCUGCCCAACUAAGGUUUCCUUCUUCUUUUGGGAGGCGCUAUGGGGCAGAAUUCUCACCAUUAACAAUCUUAUAGGAAGAGGUUUCUUUUUUCCUAAUAUAUGUGUGCUUUGUAAGUUCAACGAGGAAAGUGUUUCUCACCUCUUGUUGCAUUGCUCCUCAGUGGCGAAAGUCGGGGGUACGGUUUGGAAUUUGAUGGGUGUUGAUUGAGUUCCUUGUGGUAGCUUGACCUUAGAGGUUGAGGCUUGGCAUUUUCUUGCAUCCAACAAAGCCAGGCAUAAUUUUUUGUUUACAAUUCUUCAAACCACAUAUUGGUUGAUCUGGAAUGAGCAUAACUCUAGGAUUUUUCAGGACAAAGAGUGCUCGAUUGGGGUCUUUUUAGAUGGUUGGCUAUCUGUUCUUUAGCUUUGGUUGAGUGGAACUUGUUCCAAUAUCUUUAAUAGUCUCAAACCUUGACUUGUAAUUCUGUCUUGUUUUUGGGUUGCACCCCUGGGUGCCAUUAAUAAUAUUUUCCUAUUAAAAAAAAACUUAUCUCUAAAAAAAGAGGAAGAGAAGAGGGCAUACUUAGAAAGAAAAAAUAGGAUGAGACAGUGGAGGGUAACAUUUUCCCGGGUUUGGCGGUAAAAAUCUUACCCAGGUAAAACGUAAUCUAGGGUGCCAAACAUUAUUAAAGCAAAUUAAGCAAAUUACUCGUAACUUUUAGCACCCUUCAAACUCAAAAUAUGCUUAGUUUUAAAUUAUUAUAUCUCAAAAGAGCUCUUGUGCUGGCUCCUUACAUUUGCACAAGGUGCAAGGUUCGAUUCCUCCCUCCCUCAAAAAAUUAAGAAUAUAACCCAUGACUUGUCGGAAAAUUAUUAUGUUUCAAAUGAUUAACCAUUUUCUCAUGAAGCUGGCAUUUAUG